Messenger RNA from Nyctereutes procyonoides (raccoon dog), 3266 nucleotides. It is a transcript of the gene MAK, whose product is annotated as male germ cell associated kinase. Gene Ontology annotation, molecular function: ATP binding; protein serine/threonine kinase activity. The coding region runs from base 284 to 2230 and encodes 648 amino acids. Lineage: Eukaryota; Metazoa; Chordata; Mammalia; Carnivora; Canidae. The transcript has 15 exons. Gene Ontology annotation, biological process: protein phosphorylation; intracellular signal transduction; cilium assembly. The record is from RefSeq and is a predicted model, not a curated record. Gene Ontology annotation, cellular component: cytoplasm; cilium; nucleus.
CGUUUCCUAGGAGACGGAACGCACAGGACGCCAGAGCUUCACACGGGAGCGAAAGAGGGUGUUCAUAAGAAUGGAAGCACUGUUUCCUUGCCAGAUUCCUUAUUGGUAUAUCUCAUGAACCUACAUAAUCUUGGGGAAGAGCCUGUGUCUAAUGAUGACAAACCUGUCACCCAUGUAGCAACAACCAUCUGAGGGGAAGAAACAAAAAUAAAGAAGCUUUUAAAUUUAUAUUCAACAAAGCAAUCAUUUCAGUCAACAACUUCUAUUGCAUUAUUUUUCCACAAUGAACCGGUACACAACCAUGAGACAGUUGGGGGACGGGACCUAUGGGAGUGUGCUGAUGGGCAAGAGUAACGAAUCCGGAGAGCUGGUGGCCAUCAAAAGAAUGAAGAGAAAGUUCUAUUCUUGGGAUGAAUGUAUGAAUUUGAGAGAAGUUAAGUCUCUGAAGAAACUCAAUCAUGCCAAUGUGAUUAAACUAAAAGAAGUUAUCCGAGAAAAUGACCAUCUCUAUUUUAUAUUUGAAUAUAUGAAAGAAAACCUCUAUCAAUUAAUGAAAGACAGAAACAAGCUGUUCCCUGAGUCAGUCAUCAGAAAUAUUAUGUAUCAAAUAUUGCAAGGGCUGGCAUUUAUCCAUAAACACGGUUUUUUUCAUAGGGAUAUGAAACCAGAGAACUUGCUUUGUAUGGGGCCAGAACUUGUGAAAAUUGCUGAUUUUGGACUUGCAAGAGAAUUAAGAUCACAGCCACCAUAUACUGAUUAUGUAUCUACCAGAUGGUAUCGUGCCCCUGAAGUUUUAUUAAGAUCUUCAGUUUAUAGCUCUCCCAUUGAUGUAUGGGCUGUUGGGAGUAUAAUGGCUGAACUAUAUACAUUAAGACCACUUUUCCCAGGGACAAGUGAGGUUGAUGAAAUCUUUAAGAUUUGUCAAGUUUUAGGGACUCCCAAAAAAAGUGACUGGCCAGAAGGGUACCAGCUUGCAUCCUCUAUGAACUUCCGUUUUCCGCAGUGUGUUCCUAUGAACUUAAAAACUCUUAUUCCCAAUGCCAGUAAUGAAGCUAUUCAACUUAUGACUGAAAUGUUGAAUUGGGAUCCAAAGAAGCGGCCAACAGCAAGCCAGGCACUGAAACACCAAUAUUUUCAAGUUGGUCAAGUAUUAGGCCCUUCCUCACAUCAUCCAGAAUUGAAACAAUCUUUAAAUAAGCAGGUGCAGCCACUAGAAUCAAAGCCAUCUUUAGUUGAUCUAGAAUCUAAGCCUCUGCCGGACAUAAAUGAUCAGACUGUCAGACAGCCCCAACCCAAAAACAGCCACCAGCCACUGCAGUCCAUCCAGCCACCACAGAACAUGAGCGUCCAGCCAGCGCCAAAGCAGCCGAGUCAACAGAAACGGCCACAAACACUAUUUCCAAGUAUCGUCAAAACCAUGCCAACCAAGCCAAAUGGCGCACUGGGUCAUAAAAGUGCUAGGAGACGUUGGGGUCAGACUGUGUUCAAGUCUGGAGAUAGCUGGGAAGAGUUUGAGGACUGUGAUCUUGGAGCCUCCCAUUCCAAGAAGCCAAGCAUGGGUGUAUUUAAAGAAAAGAGGAAAAAAGAUUCUCCAUUUCGGCUUCCAGAGUCGGUACCCUCAGGCUCUUAUCACUCAGCAGGGGAAAACAAGAGCUUCCCUGCUGCUAUUUCCCUAAAAUCUGAUUCUGAACUGUCAACUGCCUCCACAGCUAAACAGUACUACUUGAAGCAAUCAAGAUACCUUCCAGGUGUAAAUCCCAAGACUGUGUCCUUGGUAGCCGGUGGAAAGGAUACAAACUCAUAUACUUGGAGUAAUCAGUUAUUUCCUAAGUCACUGGGACCGGUGGGGGCAGAACUUGCUUUCAAAAGGAAUAAUGCAGAGGAAAGCAUAAUUAAACCAAUUGAAAAACUAUCAUGCAAUGAAAGUUUUCCUGAAAAAUUAGAGGACCCACAAGGAAAUCUUGGAAGUUAUGCUACUUACAAUCAGUCAGGAUAUAUUCCUUCCUUUCUCAAAAAAGAAGUGGGGUCAGCUGGCCAGAGGAUACACUUAGCACCUCUCGGUGCAACAAGCUCAGAAUAUACCUGGAACACAAAACCCAGUCGGGGGCAGUUUUCAGGACCUACUUACAAUCCUACGGCCAAGAAUCUCAAUAUUGUGAACCGUGCACAGCCAGUUCCCUCAGUGCAUGGGAGGACAGACUGGGUGGCCAAGUACGGCGGCCACCGGUAGGAGUCCGGCAGCCACCAAUAGGAGUCUGAUGUGAAGCCCCACAGCAUUGCUCCAUAGAGUCCAUGCAAGUCCCCUGUCCCUGGGAAAUGUCUACAGAUGUCUAUUUCCAAUGAGUUCUAGAAGAAAAAUGUAGUGGGUACUUGGAAAAGCAAAAACCAUCAUCUAUUUUCUUUCUUUCCUAGAAAUGAAAUGCAUUUUCUUAGCAUCAGUUGCCCACAGUGCUGAUAUAUGGGUAGGACUUUACAAAGUAUUGAAUAAACUAUUUGCCAAAGUAUCAAGUAUUUGAUCUACAAAUUAAUAGUUACUAAGUAUAAGAAUCUUUUUUAAAAAGGUCUUCAGAAAGUGUUUAGAGUGUUUUAGUUUUCAUGUUAUUUGCCUAAAUUAAUAUUUCAUCAAUUGGCCUGAGAGAUGUGUCUUUUUAUAGCAAUGAGGUAGACCUCUGUGGGCUGUCAGUUAUGGUUCUUAUUUGGCUAAGGCUCUACCCUACGAGUUUGGCAAUAACAAAAGAUGUUCAUCUAUCUUUUUUUCUACUUUGAAAUUAUGGAAGUGAUAAUUCCAUCGUGAGCAGCAUAUUUUUCUUAGGAAUAAAUUUAACAUAAAGAUCUCAAAAUUAUGUCACCCAAUUUUAGUGGAGUCUACUUGUUUUGAUUUUGAUCAACACAUCUCCCAUGAAUUCGUGGUGACUAUCAAACCCAACAGCUUCAAGACUCCCAAAUCAACCAAGUCAAGGUUCUCUCACCUUCACAUCAUUAGGAAAGUUCUUGAAACUGUGAUGUGUUCAUCAGACUUUCAAAAUACUUUCUUUCCAUGUUCCUACUAUACACACAAAAAUGAGGUGUGCCACUUGUCCCCCAAAGCAAACUCUUGCUGCUGAUCAUUGACCUUGACAUUUAUUCUGAAAAGCAAUUGCAUUCAGCUCCUAUAGCAAUGAUUUCACUUAGUACAAUUUUUUUCCUUUAAUUUCUAAAGUUGUACUUAAAAUAGACAUUUUGAACUUGGGACUACUCUAUUUAAACCUACCAUUUUAUGGACUGAA